AUGCUGUUGAAACUAUUCACGGCUGCGGCGGGCCUUCUGGCCAUCCCAGCUACGCAAGCAUUCCUCGUCUCUCCUGAAAUCAGCGACGCCGAUAUCCAAGUUGCGAACACCAUCGAAAGUCUCGGCGACUUGGGCGCCGAGACCCAAGUCGUCGAUGUCGAGUGCCCCGGCUGCCCCAUCUUGGUGAGGGGAAGACGUGGCAAGAGCUUCCAGCGCAAGAUCGAUCGCCCAAGCCACCUGGAGCUGACCUUUUCCGUCGACCACCAACCCGAUCAUGACCGCCUUUUGGUCAACGGCUUCGAGUUGUAUCCAACCUCUCGUCCAUCAUUCGAACCGCUUUUGGCACCGCAAAUCGUCGAGGGCAGGAGGCGCCACCGUGGGCACGACCGGCACGACCGCGAUCACAACGAUCGCAAGCAUCGUGUGCGCCCUUCCAGGCACACGCCGCAGCCACAGCGGCUGGGAUUUACCGCGCGCGUGAGUGCUCCGAAAAAGGACGCCAACCGUCAAUUUGAGCUCGUCGAAGUUGAGCUCCAGAUUAUCGAAGUUGGCAUCGCCUUCAUCGAUGGGAUCCCCAACGUCAAGGUCACGCUGAUAAAGGAUGCGGAGGGUCGGCUGCUCAUGUCCCAAAUUGAGAAGAGCGAGCCCAAGCAGGUUCUGGAGCAUCCCAAUGGUGGUGCGGAGCAAUGCGAGACCAUGAUGUGCGAGUGGGUGGCUACGGUACGGGAGAAGCUUAAGGGUCUCAAAGGCUUCGGCCACUGCCACGGCGGCCACACGAAGGGCGGCACGGCCUCCCCUGCUCUUGGCGAAGCUCCUCACGGUCAUCCGCAUCACCACCAUCUUCCCGGUGACAAACCGAGGCCCACGCCGUUCCGGGAGCACCGCUGGGGCAAGCUGUUUAAGCACAUUGGCUCGCACAUCCUCCUUCCCGUGCUUAUUGGCAUCGUUGCCGGUGUGAGCGUUAGCUUGAUCGGCAUGGCGGUCGGCACUGUGAUUGUCUCGCUCUGGCGCGUCGUCUUCCGCCGCCGCAACGGCCAUCGUCGUCACCACUCUCACCACAACGCUGCUCACAAGGAAGCCGCUCUCGAUGAGGAGAAGUCGGGUCUGAUGGAACACGAGGACCUGCCCCCGUCGUAUGACGAAGAGACCACCAAGACAUCGCAGGCCUAA
Molecule: messenger RNA, 1170 nt
Organism: Parathielavia appendiculata
Lineage: Eukaryota; Fungi; Ascomycota; Sordariomycetes; Sordariales; Chaetomiaceae
Exons: 2
Coding region: 1-1170 (389 amino acids)
Source: RefSeq, a predicted model, not a curated record